AAUACAUUGCUUGAGUGAACAACGCUGAUUUUCAUCACGUUUUUCACUUUUUUGAUGAGAUAAAACGAUUUCUCCUACUAAAUACUGCAUAAUGGAUGCCACCGGACAUGCAUCCCAACCUAGAAUCAAGACCAGAUUCCUCAUCCUGUCUGAUACCCAUGGUAUGGACAUCCCCACCGAAUACAUCGACCAACCCGACAUCGACGUAGCCAUACACUGUGGCGACCUGACUGCAGAGCUACACGAAUACCACUCCGCCAUUCAACUGCUGCAGACGAUCCACGCCCCCCUCAAACUAGUUAUUGCCGGGAACCACGACAUCAGCCUGGACGAGCCCUGCUUCCGGCAGAAAGUAGCGGAUGCAAGAUCGCUGGACAUUGACCCACGCCAGAUCCGAGCAGAAUUCGGCGACUACGGGCAAGCCAGAGCCCUAUUCGACGAAACAGCCGGCAUCAGCUUCCUGGACGAGGGAACCCACCGAUUUGCCCUAGCGAACGGGGCCUCUCUAACCUCCCAGGGCCAUGAGUUCGCCAUCCCGAACUCAUCAGUGGACGUGGUCCUCACCCAUGGCCCGCCCAGAGGCAUCCUGGACAUUGCGUCCUCGGGUUCCCGGACCGGCUGUCAUUGUCUGUUCGAGGCCAUCGCUUGGUCUCGGCCUCGCUUGCAUUGCUUUGGCCAUAUCCAUGAGGCUUGGGGCGCCAAAUUGGUGACCUGGCGGAAGACGCUCAGUGAGACGCCCAACCAUUUUGCGGAUAUUGAUCAUGGGAAGUCGUCGGUGGUUGCGACACUGGCUACGAUGGCUUGGGCACAGGCUGACCAAGAUGUGCAUGAUGCCGGGUCCUUUUGCUGUCACACGAGUCAUUGCGCCGGUGAUCCGAACCCACUUCGACGUGGCUUGCAGACGCUGUUUGUGAAUGCUGCGGUGGAAGGCUUGGGGGAGGUUCCGAUCCAGUUGCCGUGGUUGGUUGAUAUUGAGCUGGAUCCUGUGUGAGCCUCGAGGUGAUGUGGAUAUUCUACUGGUACUAUUGACACUGUAUAUACGAGUGGGACUGAAGCUGAGAUAGUGUGGAUGGGUGGAUGGGGAGAGAGGGGAAUAGGGAUGGGUCGUUUUUGUUGAUAUCUCUUGAUCUACUGGAGUACGGAGUAGACCGCUACUGACAGAUGAACGAAUGGGACU
Molecule: messenger RNA, 1177 nt
Organism: Aspergillus sclerotioniger CBS 115572
Lineage: Eukaryota; Fungi; Ascomycota; Eurotiomycetes; Eurotiales; Aspergillaceae
Product: metallophosphatase domain-containing protein
Exons: 2
Coding region: 92-991 (299 amino acids)
Molecular function (GO): hydrolase activity
Source: RefSeq, a predicted model, not a curated record